Physella acuta is the source of this 1651-nucleotide messenger RNA. RefSeq names its product cytochrome P450 2U1-like. Gene Ontology annotation, biological process: xenobiotic metabolic process. Gene Ontology annotation, cellular component: intracellular membrane-bounded organelle; cytoplasm. Gene Ontology annotation, molecular function: iron ion binding; heme binding; oxidoreductase activity, acting on paired donors, with incorporation or reduction of molecular oxygen, reduced flavin or flavoprotein as one donor, and incorporation of one atom of oxygen. NCBI's taxonomy places the organism in Eukaryota, Metazoa, Mollusca, Gastropoda, Physidae. The record is from RefSeq and is a predicted model, not a curated record.
GUCCAUAUUGUGACACUUUGUUCACUCGCACACUACACAACUCUAUAUCUAGAUCUAUACUAUUUGUGGUUCUUAGUUUAGUUUGAAUUUCGCCUACUCCACAAUGCUUGAAGACAUCGUCUCAGCGCUCACGGCCUACUGGUGGAUGUGUCUGAUCCUGCUCACCCUCACCACCUUGUUCUACCUACACAAUCCCCCACCCAACUCCCCUCCCUCCCCUGGUCUAGCCCUACCUGUGAUCGGACACCUGUAUUUGCUGGGGAAAGAUCCACGGGAGAUCUUCAGAUCUUGGGCUCGACGACACGGCAAUGUGUUUCACCUAAAGCUGGGUGCGGCUUCUUUCGUUGUACUCAACGACGUGAAGACCAUCAAAGAGGCAUUCGUCAAACAGGCGGACAUUUUCUCUAACCGGUCCACGAAAGAUUUCAUUGCCAAGUACGUACCGCGAAGAACCAAUGGCCUGGCUUUGUCGUCUGGGUCGGUUUAUAAAGAACUGAAGUUAACGUCCAUGACUAUUUUAAAGAAUUUAGGCAUGGGGAAGAACAUUCUGGCGGAAAAAAUCUCCGAGGGCGUGGUUGUUUACCUGCAAGAGAUUACUGAACUGAAAGGUAUAGCCACAAAUAUACGGCCCCUGACGGAUAUUUGCGUAGCCAACAUAAUCUGUUCUAUGAUAUUCGGUAAAAAAUUUGAUUUCGAUGAUCCGAUAUUUAACAGAUUGCUGGAUCUCAAUCACCAAUUUGUAAUCGCUUUUAGAUCCACCUCUAUUUGUAACUUUUUCCCAUUUUUGCGUUAUAUUCCGUUUGAUCCAUUUAAAGGGAGGAGUCUCCCGCUUUUAAAGGAAGAAAUCGGUUCGUACACACAAAAAAUCGUGACCCAGUUUGUUGAGGAGUUCGACCCACAGAACACUGAUUACUUCAUAGCGGCGUUUCUGGCCGAUAUCAAACAAAAAACCCACCUCGGCCAGGCGACGCUCCUGGAUCUGGAAAAACUGAGCGUGGCCGUGGAGGAUUUGUUCGCGGCAGGGGCGGAGACGACCAGCACGACGGUCGUGUGGGCCAUGCUGUACUCCUUACACCACCCGCACAUCCAGGACGCCAUCCACCACGAGCUUCUCCAGAACGUCGGGGUCAGCCGUCUUCCUGCCCUCGACGACAAGCCCAACUUGACCUACCUCAACGCCUUCAUCAUGGAGCUCCAGCGCAUCUCCGCCAUAACCCCGUACGGUUUAAUCCACGAAUGCAACCGGGACACGACUCUCGGCGGGUUUGCCGUACCCAAGGGGACGCAAGUCAUGCCCAACCUGGACUACAUCUUCCACGACCCGCGCGUGUGGGGAGACCCGGAGAGCUUCAGACCCGAGAGGUUUAUCGAUGAGCAGGGACGAGUUGUCUCCCCUGAGGAAUUCAUACCUUUUUCUGUGGGCAGACGCAGCUGUUUGGGGGAGUCCAUGGCUAAGAUGGAGUUGUUCCUCUUUCUUUCUGCGUUGUUUCAGAGAUUCCAGCUGCUGCCUGCCGACCCCAUGAAGCUGCCGACACUGCAGGGCGUGUUUGGGGCUGCCGUGGCACCGGAGACGUUUGAGAUCAGACUGGUGGAAAGAAAAUUCUAGCAUUGCCCAGCAGACUUCGUAUAGGAAGAGCUGACAGGUGUACAA